GCGCCGCGACCUCAUGUGAAACACCAUCCGCACGAGCCACAGCACACACUAGUCCUCCGACCGACGUUUUUUUUGCCUCUGCGGCGAAAAAACCGCGAUGGAGAUUCGGAUUGCGUUCGUCUGAACCACCGCGCCCCCUUUUAGGAAUCCGACAAUUCCCCCUCCUAACACCCUAUCGCGCAUUUUAAUCUAGACGUUUUUAAACAGGGGCGGCGCGACGAUGUGGAUUCAGGUCCGCACCAUAGACGGGAAGGAGACCCGAACCGUGGACGAUCUGUCCAGGCUGACCAAAAUCGAAACCCUCCGCGUGAAAAUUCGGGAUAUCUUCAACGUGAGCCCGCAGCAACAGCGCCUCUUCUACCGGGGCAAGCAGAUGGAAGAUGGCCAGACGCUGUUUGACUACAACGUGGGUCUCAAUGACAUUGUCCAGCUGCUGAUUCGCUCCCAAACAGACCCUGCGGACAGCCCCGUGACCAAGGAACCGCACAGUGUGGCGUGCACUUCGGCCCCUGCCGCGGCCUCCGCUGUCCCUCGAGCUGAAAGCCCCGACCGCCCAGCUCCCGUCUCCCCCGCUGCAAUGGAAACUUCCACCGAUAAAGACAAUGACUGCAGCGCCGCGGCCGAGACUGCCAAUGAGCCCAAGCCAGACCAAGCCGUUGCCCUCAAUAACUCAGCCGGCACCAAAAAUGGGUUCAAGCCCUCGAGUCCGACGCGCGAUACCCAACUCCCUACAUCCAGCAAGAACACACUGGUGGACCCGGGAAUUGGGAAAUACAAAAUUAACGAGCUGGUAGACUGCAGGGAUGUGAGCGUGGGCGCCUGGUUUGAGGCCUGCGUGGAGAACGUGAGCCGCGCCCCUAAAGGACCCGUCAAAAACAAGGUGGGGCGACCCCCGAAAAGGACUAACGGAAAGCUGGAGAGCGAGCAGGGCCAGCAGCCCCUCGGCCCGGGCCAAAGCACGGACAAUGUCAGGAAUAACGUCAAUGCGUUAAACUCGGAGAGCAACGGCGCAUCCACAUCGCAGACGGACUCCACCGACGAGGAUGUCGUCUAUCACAUUAAAUAUGAAGACUACCCCGAAAAUGGUCUGGUGGAGAUGCGAGCGGUAGAUGUGCGGCCACGUGCCCGGACCCUGCUGCGCUGGGACCAGCUCAUGGUGGGCAUGCACGUGUUUGUCAACUACAACAUGGAAACGCCAGAGGAGAGGGGCUUCUGGUUCGACGCGGAAAUUCAGACCCUCAAUCAGGCCUCCCGCACCAACAAGGAGCUCAGAGUCAAGAUUCUCCUGGGGGGUCCCGGUGACGUGAUCGGGGAUUGUAAAGUUCACUUUUUGGAUGAAAUCUACCAGGUGGAGAAACCAGGAGCUCCGGCGCUGUCGGCUUCAGAUGGACAAUUUAAAAGGAAGAGCGGGCCGGAAUGCAAACACUGUAAGGCCGACCCGGACGCCGAGUGCCGCUUCUGCUCAUGCUGUGUGUGCGGCGGCAAGCAGGACGCUCACAUGCAGCUACUCUGCGACGAGUGCAACAUGGCCUUUCACAUCUACUGCCUCAACCCGCCGCUGGCCACCAUCCCGGACGAUGAGGACUGGUACUGUCCCACCUGUAAAAAUGACACCAGCGAAGUGGUCAAGGCCGGGGAAAAGCUCAAAGCUAGCAAAAAGAGAGCCAAAAUGCCAUCGGCCACCACCGAGAGUCAACGGGAUUGGGGCAAGGGCAUGGCCUGUGUGGGACGUACCAAGGAGUGCACGAUUGUUCCCUCCAACCACUAUGGACCCAUUCCCGGCGUUCCUGUGGGAACCACAUGGAAAUUCCGAGUUCAGGUGAGCGAGGCGGGAGUUCACAGGCCGCACGUUGGCGGCAUCCACGGUCGCAGUAACGACGGCUCCUACUCGCUGGUGCUGGCGGGCGGCUUUGAGGAUGAAGUGGACCGGGGGGAUGAGUUCACAUACACAGGAAGCGGAGGCCGUGACCUCUCUGGAAACAAACGAAUUGGAGAGCACUCGUUUGACCAGACGUUGACCCACAUGAACCGAGCAUUGGCGCUCAACUGUGACGCCCCACUAAAUGACAAAGAUGGAGCCGAGUCCCGGAACUGGCGGGCUGGGAAGCCGGUGAGAGUGGUGCGCAGUUCCAAAGGCCGCCGCAUCAGCAAAUACGCCCCCGAGGAAGGAAACCGCUACGACGGCAUCUACAAGGUGGUGAAAUAUUGGCCAGAGAUCGGCAAGUGCGGCUACUUGGUGUGGAGGUACCUGCUGAGACGGGACGAUCAGGAACCAGCACCAUGGACACCUGAAGGUCUGGACAGGAUCAAGAAAUUGGGACUAUUGAUCCAGUACCCACCAGGCUACCAGGCAGUCAUGGCGAACAAGACAAAGAAGGAGGCCAUCGCCCGGCCCGGUCGCGGCGGUCGGAGUAAGCACCACUCCGGGAGGGGACGGGGGAGGGGCCGGCCACGGAAGCAGCUCAAAAUAGAGGAAGAGGAGGACGAAGAAUACGAGCACCUGAUGGCUGCCGUGGAGGAGGAAGAGGAGGAAAGGCCGCAGAGUAACGGCGAUCAGAAAACCAUCAAGGACUCUGAUUCGUCACCGGCAUCCGAGCCGCCCACCAAGCGCCCGAAGGUGGAGGAGGCCUUCGUGCUGUCGGAGCAGCAGCGGCAGUUGAUCGGAGAGGACGCGGCCAACAAGAAGCUGUGGGACGAAGCCCUGGGACACCUCGCAGAGGGACCAAACUUCCUGCGUAAGAUGGAGCAGAUCUUCAUGUGCGUUUGCUGCCAGGAGUUGGCCUUCCAGCCCAUCACCACCGUCUGCUCGCACAACGUGUGCAAGACGUGCCUCCAGCGCUCGUUCCGGGCAGAGGUGUACACCUGUCCCGCCUGCCGCCACGACCUGGGCAAGGACUACGUCAUGACGCAAAACAAGACUCUACAGCUUCUGCUGGACCAGUUCUUUCCUGGCUACACGAAGGGCCGAUGAGAGCCAUGACGCUCCAAACAGGAAGGCGCACACACGCGCGCGCACACACACACACACACACACACACACACACACACACACACACACACACGCACACACACACACAUUCACACACACACUGUUGAAAGCUCCACUUUAAGGGAUGCAUUGCACUUCCCCAAUGGGCACAUGUAUAGUGCAUCACAGCCAUUUCAUGUAUACAAUCAGUGAGCACACAAAGCACCUCAGUAGCUUCCGACCUCAUCCGUUUUCUCUGCAAACCUCACCAGCCUGAGAUUUCACACCAAGGACUUGAACGCACGUACUCACGAGCCCGCCACACGCACACACACACACACUUCGAUACUCUGCAACAGGGGUCACCAAACAGUUUGCUACACACUUCCAAUUACCUUACAUGUUGGUAUUGUUUUUGCCCGGCUGAUUUAAUCAGCCAAUAUUCGCUAUUUGAAAAGACUAAAAUAAAAAUACCCCCCCACCCCAAAAAAAAA
Molecule: messenger RNA, 3462 nt
Organism: Hippocampus zosterae (dwarf seahorse)
Lineage: Eukaryota; Metazoa; Chordata; Actinopteri; Syngnathiformes; Syngnathidae
Product: E3 ubiquitin-protein ligase UHRF2-like
Exons: 16
Coding region: 221-2971 (916 amino acids)
Biological process (GO): protein ubiquitination; negative regulation of gene expression via chromosomal CpG island methylation
Molecular function (GO): ubiquitin protein ligase activity; protein binding
Source: RefSeq, a predicted model, not a curated record